UGGAUCCUUCUUGUUUAAUGUAUCCACAGACAAGGACUACGCUACCGACAGAAGUGAAAGCAAACGUGGCAUCACUCUAACUUACGCCACGCCGCUGUAAUACGCCGCCUCUUUUUCUGAUACUUAUACGGUGAAAUGCGCACGAGAAUAGUACAAACUGAGCAUUUCUCUUCUCAAAUCUCCGGCAGCUUCUUUGCCUGUUGUCCCGCCAUUUCUAAUCAUUCUGUCGCCACCUUUUUCGAAUGUUGUGAAGCUUUCUAGUUGAUAGUAGGAUUUGAGUUUCUUUUUCUAAGUUCCUGAAAAUCCGCAUGCGAUCAAGCUAGUUCGCUUUUCCUCCUCUUGAUCCGCUGUCCGACUCUCUUCUUUUUUCUUCUUUUUUUUUGGGGUUUCUUCUUUUGGUUACUGGCUGAGUGUUUUAACGCCAAAACCCAGUGAUUUUGGUGCAUCAGUUGCACUGUUUCUCUGCACUCUUUGAAGCUGUGUCGGUGAUUUUUUGUGGGGUCGAAGUUUGUUGUCGGAAUUUUGAUUCUAGCCUAAAGUUGGAGUUGUUUAAGUUUGUUGAUGGUGAACAUUCGAAAUUCUGACUGCUGAGAUUCUUUUUGUUGAAAGCUUUUUCAGUUGAAGUAGGUACCUGAUGAGACGGCGGCCGGCGGCUACACUGCCUUUAGAUGAUUUAAUGGAUAAGGGGCAGAGGAAAAAUCAGCAGCUUUGGUUAUUGGUUUCCUUAUCAGCUUUGUUUUGGUCUUGUCUAUUGUAUUUCCAUUUCGUGGUGCUUGGCGGUGGCAGUGUCGACUCUUCGCUCGAAUUGGAACCAAUAUCUCUUGAUGCCGAAAGGAGGAAUACUUUGUUCAGUAAACCCAGUUCUGUACCUGUUAGCCCAUUUAAUCAUCGUAAAGCUGAUGUUCCGAGUGAGAAAGAAAGAUUAGUUGAUCAUGUUUCCCCACCAGUGAUAACGAGAAAGAGAGAGAAGCCUCAUGUUCAGAGGCGGAAUUAUCCAUUUAUGCGGGCGUUGAGAACUGCAGAGAAUAAGAGCGAUCCAUGUGGAGGAAGGUAUAUUUAUGUUCAUGACCUUCCUCCGAGGUUCAAUGAGGAUAUGCUUAAGGAAUGUAGGAGUCUUAGCCUUUGGACAAACAUGUGUAAGUUCACAACAAAUGCUGGGCUGGGUCCGCCGUUGGAGAAUGUUGAGGGUGUUUUUUCUGAUACCGGGUGGUAUGGGACGAAUCAGUUUGCUGUGGAUGUGAUAUUUAGCAAUCGGAUGAAGCAAUAUGAGUGCUUGACAAACGAUUCGUCGCUUGCUGCUGCUAUAUUUGUGCCUUUCUAUGCAGGGUUUGAUAUUGCGAGAUAUCUUUGGGGACAUAAUGUAUCAACUAGAGAUGCUGCAUCUCUUGAUUUGGUCGAUUGGCUGGUGAAGAGGCCUGAAUGGGGGAUUAUGGGAGGAAAGGAUCAUUUUCUUGUGGCGGGUAGGAUAACAUGGGAUUUUAGGCGACUAACCGACCAAGAGUCCGACUGGGGCAAUAAGCUUCUGUUCUUGCCGGCUGCCAAGAACAUGUCAAUGCUUGUGGUGGAGUCGAGUCCUUGGAAUGCAAAUGAUUAUGGCAUUCCAUAUCCCACCUACUUCCACCCUGCAAAGGAUGCUGAUGUGUUCAUUUGGCAGGACAGAAUGAGGAAGCUGGAGCGGAACCAUCUCUUCUGUUUUGCUGGUGCGCCCCGUCCAGACAAUCCAAAAUCAAUCCGUGGACAGAUCAUCAAUCAAUGCAACAACUCCAAGGUUUGCAAACUGUUGGAGUGUGAUUUUGGGGAGAGCAAGUGCCAUUCUCCAAGCAGUAUCAUGCAGAUGUUUCAGAGUUCUCUUUUCUGCCUACAGCCUCAAGGUGACUCGUAUACAAGAAGAUCGGCAUUUGACUCCAUGUUGGCUGGUUGUAUACCUGUGUUUUUCCAUCCGGGUUCAGCCUACACCCAAUACACAUGGCAUUUACCAAAGAAUUAUUCUCAGUACUCUGUUUUCAUUCCUGAGGAUGACAUUCAUAAGAAGAAUAUUAGCAUAGAACAACGGCUGAGUCAAAUUUCAGCAGAGAAGGUGAAGGAAAUGAGGGAGAUGGUUAUAAAUCUUAUUCCACGGAUAAUAUAUGCCGACCCUCGCUCUAAGCUGGAGACACUCAGUGAUGCAUUUGACGUAGCUGUUGAGGGAGUUAUCAACAAAGUUACCAAGUUGAGGAGGGACAUGAUUGAGGGGCGCAAAGACGAUAAUUUUAUUGAGGAGCUUAGCUGGAAAUAUGCUUUGUUAGAUGAGGCUCAGGCAGUAGGGCCUCAUGAAUGGGAUCCAUUUUUCUCAAAACCAAAAAAGGACAGGCAAGUUGGGUUCUCAUAGUUCAUCAGCUGAAGCAGCUAACAAUUCUUGGAAGAAUGAACAAAGACAACAACCAUGAAUUCAUAUGGAAAAUGUUAUUAGUUUGCUGAAGUGAGAUCCCUUUGCUGAGAAUUCUGAAUGCGAAUGUGGUAUGAUAUUAAGCUCAAUGGACAGUAAAAUCUAUCAUAUCACUAGUUUGCAAUUGCA
Messenger RNA from Sesamum indicum (sesame), 2554 nucleotides. RefSeq names its product xyloglucan galactosyltransferase MUR3-like. Gene Ontology annotation, molecular function: glycosyltransferase activity. The record is from RefSeq and is a predicted model, not a curated record. Lineage: Eukaryota; Viridiplantae; Streptophyta; Magnoliopsida; Lamiales; Pedaliaceae.